Dracunculus medinensis (Guinea worm) is the source of this 216-nucleotide messenger RNA. The record is from the annotation of a GenBank genome assembly. NCBI's taxonomy places the organism in Eukaryota, Metazoa, Nematoda, Chromadorea, Rhabditida, Dracunculidae.
AUGUUUCAAUUACUGAAAGAUCCUCAAGUAUUAUUCGCUGGUUACAAAAAUCCCCAUCCUCUCGAACACAAAUUCGUUCUUCGUGUACAAACUGCUCCCGAAACAACACCAGUAGACGCCCUUACCAGUGCUAUCACUGAUCUUAUGGCAGAAUUUUCCCUAUUUGAAGAAAGAUUUCGAGAAGCUAUAAAGGAACGUCGAGAAGCAAACGAAUAA